AAGUACCAGGCUCCUAGUUGACUACCGCUCGCUUGUCUUUCAGAAUACAAAAUGCCUGAGCCCGUUACGUUCCUUGUUCAGUAGUUGAGUGGCACCCAAAGGUCACCAGCGACCGAUAAGUGAUAACACAAACACACGAGCGCUCUUCUUCUACUCGUGAUCGAGUAUUAUGGUGGUUUUCAUUCAAACUUUACUGCUCUGCGUGACUAAUGUAAAUAGUGUGUGAUGCCCUUGUUGUUUUCGUUCGAUUGAAGGUUUGUGCGCAACUGCUUCUCAAUGACAUUCUUUUUCAAACGAGAUGAUGUCUACUGCGACCGAAACUCGAAGAUGAAACGACGGAGGCGACAAAUCGGCCAAAUAUGUCUCCUAGUCCUGGGUCUACUCCUCAUCGGAGCCGGCGUCUCCAUCUUCGUGUUCUUCGAGGCUAUCUACGAAUUCAUUCUUGCCGAAGUCCUCAAAUUCACACCCACCUCACGACCGUAUAAAGCGUGGAACACCAACGAUCCUCCUCUCAUCAUGGACAUCUACCUGUUCAAUUGGACAAAUCCUGAACAAAUCUAUAACAUUUCGGCCAAGCCGGAAUUUCAAGAAGUGGGACCUUAUAGGUUCAAGGAGAUUAAAGAGAAGAUUAAUAUAUUGUGGCAUGAGGAUAAUUAUACAGUUAGUUACCAACAUCGAAAGUUGUAUUAUUUCGAUGACGAGAAUAGUCUUAGGAAGUUAACUGAUGUGAUAUCAACAAUAAACGCAGUGCCAUUAACCAUUGGUUUCAAGACCAGACUGUCGAGCUGGUUUACCAAAAGACUCAUAUCAGCAACGUUAUCGAGUGUUUCUAGUCUACAUGUAACGAAGAACGUGUCCCAGAUAUUAUUCGAAGGUUACGAUGAACCGAUAUUGGGCACAUUAUCGAAGUUUCCCUUUUUAAACGUCCAGGAUAAAUUUGGGAUCUUUUAUGGUGGCCAUUGCAAUGACAUCAAAGGUUCAGCGGGAGAGUUUUAUCCAUUUCACAGGCAAAGACAGAAAGUCACACUGUAUUCAGCGGAGCUCUGUAAAUAUGCCGAAUUAGAAUAUGUAGAAGAUGUCGUUAUUAAAGGUGUUUUGGGCUAUAAAUAUACGGCAGAUAACAUUUUUGAUAAUGGUACUCAUCGACCAGAAAAUGCCUGUUUCUGCACGGGAGAGUGUAUCCCGUCGGGGGUUUUUAACGUUUCUACGUGUAGGGAUAACUCCCCGAGUUUUUUAUCCUUUCCACAUUUUUAUCGGGCUGAUCCUUAUUACACGGACAAGAUGAGCGGGAUGAGGCCCGAUAAGGGGAAACAUGAAUUUUACAUAGUUAUCGAACCGAUAUCGGGAGUCAUAAUGCAUGUCCAGAUAGUAAUGCAAGUGAAUAUGUUGCUACAACCAAUUCCAAGUAUACGAAUAUAUGAAAAAGUACCAAGACUCUACGUACCUUUAUUCUACUUCACUCAAACCAUACCACUAGCAGAUGAUGUAGCCAGUAGCCUAAGACUGAUCCAAAAUCUUCCCGAAUAUAGCAACUAUAUUUUUUACAUCCUACUAGGACUUGGUAGUUUGUCCAUUCUGUGGGCGUUAUGUUCUUGUAUAUGGUGUUAUACAAGCAAACAGACGUUUCACGUCAAUGGAAAAUCAAAAAAGACUCAUGAUGAGAUACCUCUUCGAGACAAAAAAUGACACUUUUUAUUUUGUUAUUGUAUUUUUAAUUUUGUUUAUAGAAAUAAAUUUUUUACCAAA
Messenger RNA from Diabrotica balteata, 1746 nucleotides. The record is from the annotation of a GenBank genome assembly. NCBI's taxonomy places the organism in Eukaryota, Metazoa, Arthropoda, Insecta, Coleoptera, Chrysomelidae.